GAACUUCAGUUGACGUUUGUUCGGUUUUCUGGGUGGAUACCAGAUCCUGAGAUUUGCACACUCAAAUCAAAAUGGCAAAAAUCAACGAGGACUUGUAUUAUGAUCUGGCCAUGGAACUUGUUCGCGAUGCCGGAAAAGUACUGCGGGAAUCUAUUAAUGGAAGGAAGACAAUUACGGAGAAGCUUUCAAACUGGGAUCUGGUUACUGAGUAUGAUCAAAAGAUCGAGGAUACAAUAAUAGGAAGAGUGAAGAAAGAAUAUCCUAAUCACAAAUUUAUAGCAGAAGAAUCUACUGGGAAAAAUCUACCAGAACUGACAGAUGAUCCAACGUGGAUCAUUGAUCCGAUCGAUGGAACGUUAAACUAUGUUCAUUCAUUUCCACACACGUGUGUCGUAAUUGGAAUAGCUGUCAAGAAAGAAAUGGUCAUUGGAAUUGUCUACAAUCCCAUUUUGGAACAACUCUUCACAGCGAGAAAAGGCCAAGGUGCUUUUCUGAAUGGAACACCUAUAAAAACGUCUAAAAUUGAAGAUUUAUCGAAAGCUUUGGUUUGUUUGGAAGUGGGAUUCAUGAAAGCAGAGAGUAUGCGAGAACUUACAAUUGAAAGGGUUAAAGCUGUUCUUAAAGAAGCUCAAGGAAUCCGAACGCUCGGAGUGGCUGCUUUGACUCUGUGCUAUGUCGCACUUGGAAUCGUUGAAGCGUACCAUAUCGAAGGUCCGGGAAUCUCUACGUGGGACAUAGCUGCAGCUUCUUUAAUUAUUACGGAAGCCGGAGGUGUUGUCUUAGAUCGGAAAACUGGUGAGAGGAUAAACAUUAUGAAGCCACGAGCGAUCGGUGCCUGCAAUGCAAAAAUCGCAACUGAUCUAUUUCACAUUAUUCGCGAAGCCGACAGUAAAGUUAUUGAAAAUAACAAGUAAUUAAAAAAGUUUCUUCUAUUUAAAAUGCAGAUAACCAGUGAUUUUUAAUAAAUUU
Belonocnema kinseyi is the source of this 969-nucleotide messenger RNA. Its product is annotated as inositol monophosphatase 2-like. The coding region runs from base 72 to 914 and encodes 280 amino acids. Gene Ontology annotation, biological process: signal transduction; phosphatidylinositol phosphate biosynthetic process; inositol metabolic process. NCBI's taxonomy places the organism in Eukaryota, Metazoa, Arthropoda, Insecta, Hymenoptera, Cynipidae. The record is from RefSeq and is a predicted model, not a curated record. The transcript is spliced from 6 exons. Gene Ontology annotation, molecular function: inositol monophosphate 1-phosphatase activity.